UCCAGUUGUGUAAAAUGAAGCUCUACUAUGUGGUCUCCGCUCUCCUCACUCGCGCGCUCUUUGGAGAUAUUUGUUUGGCCAUCAAUGUCACCAUCGUCCCCGCUCCGUUUACGGUAGCCCAGGAGGGUCAGAACAUCACUCUGUCCUGCAUCGUUUCUCAGCGCCGCAGAAAUGCUGCUCUACCUGUCGUCAAAUGGACCUUCCUCCCCGCUGGUGCCGAGAGGGCGGAGGAGGAACUCCUUAUUGCCCGAGUCAACAUGAGGAAGGCCCGUUUCUAUGGCAACUACACCAAAAGCUUCUCUUGGCCCAAGAUGAAGCUGACGGUGGUGAAGCAGGGGAAGAUUUUUGACCUGAUGAUCCUGAACGUAGCGGAAGGAGAUCGGGGGCUGUACAUGUGCAAAGUGCAGGAGUUUAAGAAGCACCAGGAGAGAUGGAAGGCCUCGUCCAACUGCACUGCUGCCACCGAGCUCAGAGUUCACGUGCUGCCUGCCACCAAAGCCAAAGAGAGCCUGUGGAGCCUGUUUGAAGACGUGUACCUGUGUGCGGUGUUGAUCUGCUCCGUUGGGCUGCUGUGCAUGUGUAUGUUCACGGUCACUGUCACCUGCCAGUACCUCCACAGGAAACAGAGGUUAAAAGAGGCCUACCACCUGGUCAAAAGUCCACAGAACAGCUCUGGAGAGACAGUCACCAGUGUCAUCAGUGUAUCUCCGGCUCUGCCCAAAAAACAAAGGCGUUACAGGAAGAAGAGAAGCAGACAUUACCAAGAGGAGACUCCCCCAGAAAUACCAGCUAAAGUUCCAAUUGGAGACAAAAGAAAACCCAAGCUUUUAAAACCGCAACCCAGGAAGGUUUUGUUGCCAAAGAUUGUGGAGGAGAACCUGACAUACGCAGAGCUGGACCUGGUCAAGCCUUUACCAGAGACAAAGGCGAGUCGCAACGGGACAGUGUACGCUCAGAUCAUGUUUGAGGAGCAGCAGCUAUGAGACUCAACAC
Boleophthalmus pectinirostris (great blue-spotted mudskipper) is the source of this 993-nucleotide messenger RNA. RefSeq names its product V-set and transmembrane domain containing 4b (gene vstm4b). The record is from RefSeq and is a predicted model, not a curated record. The transcript is spliced from 8 exons. The coding region runs from base 15 to 983 and encodes 322 amino acids. Lineage: Eukaryota; Metazoa; Chordata; Actinopteri; Gobiiformes; Gobiidae.